AUGACAUCAAGGCUUUGUGUUUAUGCUUUAGAUGGGAAAUGUGUGAAUGACUGUGGAGUUGGCUUCUACAGCGAUGAGAUCACAGCAGAAUGUGAACCAUGUCACAGGACCUGUGCAACAUGCGAAGGGUUCAACUAUAAUGACUGCACUAGCUGUAAAGGAACUUUGGAAUUAUUCCAUGGAAAGUGUGUGAAGCCCAGAAGCAAGCAAACAGAUGGGAAAUUCUGGAAUGAGAGACAGAAGCUGCACAUCUCAAAUGGCUUCGGCUCUGCCAACCUGAAAUACCGCCUUCUCCUUUAUGUUCAUUCGCAAUCCUUGCAGUCAACCGAGAACGAUCUCUUGAUUGUACCAUCUGUGUACCGAGUCCAGGCGAAAAGGGCAGUGAGAGAGGUGUUCUCGGUGGCUGCUCCACAGUUGUGGAAACCCCUUCCCCUGAAAGUUCACCAAACUCAAAGCCUGAACACUGUUCGGAAGAGAUGGAAAUUUCUUUUUGAUGGGUUCUGUAUCCACACUUGUCCACAAGGAACAUUUGGAAAUAUGAAAAUGAGAAAGUGUGAAAACUGUACAGAAAACUGUGAAAAAUGCAUCAGAACCAACCAUUGUCUGAAGUGUCAAUCUGAUUUAGAUGAGCCACACUAUUUGUACCAAGGCAAAUGCCUCCUGGAGUGUCCUGAGGGCUUUUUUGCUGAAGAUGGGAUUUGCACAGUGUGCAGCCAACUCUGCAAGACGUGUAAAGGAAAUGCCACCUGGUGUCAGUCCUGUGAAACUCCCUUGUUCCUAGAGCAAUCAGAGUGUAAACAUGCCUGCUCAGAGAAGCACUUUGCUGCUGAUGGAGUUUUGUGUGAACCUCCAUUUUUCCUGCACAAUCAGAGCUGUUUGCACGAUUGCCCAUCUGGCUUCUUUGAUGACACCAUCCGCUGUUUUCAGUGUCAUGAAAGCUGUGAAGAAUGUGAAGGGCCAGAUUCUGAUGACUGCACAAAGUGUCUUGAAGACACUUUUGUUCUAUAUAAUAAUGAAUGCAUCGAUGAAUGCCCAGAAGGCACUUACUAUGAAGAAAAGAGAAAAGCCUGUCAAGAGAUGAAAGAAAAUGUUAUCCUUGCCACAAGAACUGUGAGACUUGCAGUGGAAGACACAGCAGACAAUGCCUGUCCUGCCACCCAGGUUGGUACAGUCAAGAGCAUGGAUGUGUACGCAUCUGUACAACUGGAAGUGAUCAGAGAUAAAUUUAUCUUUUCUUUCAGUGCAAGAUUUUGCUUCUUUUUUGUCUAUUUUAGGUAUUAUCCAAAUGAAUUCACUAGUUCUUGUGAGAAAUGCCACAAAACUUGUAAGGAAUGUAUGGGGCCUGAAAACACAGACUGUCUGUCCUGUGAUGCAUAUUUAUUUCUGCUGCCCUCCAAGAAUGAAUGUCAGAUCUCCUGCCCUGAACAUUACUUUGAAAACUAUAAUAAAAAUACCUGUGAGCGGUGUCAUCCAACCUGCAGUUCUUGCAGUGGAAAGGGAGCACUCAGCUGUACAUCCUGUGUGUGGAGUCAUCGUUUAGCUGGUGGAAUCUGCUACUCAGAAUGCUUUGCAGGAGAAUACAAAAUCUCAGAGGAGGACCCACGAAGAUGUGAAAAAUGUCAUGAGACUUGUACUGAGUGCAAGGGAUUUGGUCCUCUUAACUGCACUAUCUGUCCUCCUAAUACUCAACUCUAUCUGGAUGAAAGUCGUUGUGUGCCCUGCUGUAAGAGUUAUGAGCAUGAAGAAACUGAAGGGUGUUGUGAUUGCAGUGAAAUCCAAGAUGAGUGUAUACUACACACCAGUAUGAAACUACCUGCUGAAAAUAAAAGAAAAACUGUAGCUUUGGUUGUUGCCUCAUCCAUUUUGUUGAUUCUCACCUCUGGAGCUAUUGUUUUCAUCUGGAAAAGGUCACGAACCAAACUCAAGCCAGUUAACCAAGGUGGAUAUGAAAAGCUGGUAGACAACACAAAGACUGCCACUUCUUUCAAAAGUAAUCACCACCAAAGCACCAGUUACCUAGAAGAUCAGAUGAUAGAGUACAAAGAUCGAGAUGAUGAUGACGACGACGACGACGAUGACGAUAUUGUCUACAUGGGCCAAGAUGGCACAGUUUAUCGUAAAUUUAAAUAUGGACUCCUGGAGGAUGAUGCAGAAGAUGAACUGGAGUAUGAUGAUGAAAGUUACUCCUUUAGAUAACCUUUGGUUAGAGCACAUGUAAAAUACUGUAAGAUCCUUAUGAUGAACUCUGUAUAAGCUCAGACUAUUACAUAACAAUGAUUUACUUACAUAUCUGUACCUAGUGUGAUAAAAAUUCUCCUUGCCACUUUGCAGGAGAAUCAGACAAUAAGUGUAUUGAGUCAUUACAUGCACACCAGAAUGUUACUACUUGAUAACUGGUUGUCUGUACCCACUGAGAAAUGGUUUAAAUAUGAUCUUUCUUCUAUACUUUUUCCAUUAAAUUAAGUCAGUUCUAAAGGCCACAAGUAAUGCCUGAGCUAAAUUAGAUGGUUACAUUCCUCCUGAAUUAAGAUAACUUUCACUUUGUGCCUAUAUUCUGGACACGUGGCAUAUCCUUCUAUUCACUUACCAGGGCUGUAUUCACUUUGCCACUUAUUUUAUGGGGCAUAAUGAAACAACUCAGAAAAGUCUUGGGACUAUCCAGCUGUUAGCAGUCAAAGAUCUAUGAAUACAGUGCAUUCAGAAAAUAGGUACUCUGAUCCAUACACAAAUGAAGGAAUAUGCAUCAAGGAAUGUAACAUCCACUCAUACAAUGUACACAUAUAGUCUUUAUUAUUCAUUAUGAUUGUUGGGUAUAUUUGAGUAAAGUCAGAUACCAUACA
Messenger RNA from Sphaerodactylus townsendi, 2840 nucleotides. Its product is annotated as proprotein convertase subtilisin/kexin type 5-like. Lineage: Eukaryota; Metazoa; Chordata; Lepidosauria; Squamata; Sphaerodactylidae. The record is from RefSeq and is a predicted model, not a curated record. Bases 1 to 2196 code for a protein of 731 amino acids. The transcript is spliced from 10 exons.